Molecule: messenger RNA, 3844 nt
Organism: Marmota flaviventris (yellow-bellied marmot)
Lineage: Eukaryota; Metazoa; Chordata; Mammalia; Rodentia; Sciuridae
Gene: Slc12a4
Product: solute carrier family 12 member 4
Biological process (GO): cell volume homeostasis; chloride ion homeostasis; potassium ion homeostasis
Cellular component (GO): plasma membrane
Molecular function (GO): potassium:chloride symporter activity
Source: RefSeq, a predicted model, not a curated record
GAGCGGGCGGGGCGCACCGGCCCGGAGCAGCGGGGACAGCCGGCAGGCGGCGGGGUCGGCGGGCGCGGCAGGCCGGGCGGGUGCGGCAGACUGAUUGCGCGCCAUGCCUCACUUCACUGUGGUGCCCGUGGACGGGCCGCGGCGCGGCGACUAUGACAACCUCGAGGGUCUGAGUUGGGUGGACUACGGGGAGCGCGCCGAGCGGGAGGAGUCGGACGGACAGAGUAAUCACAGAGAGAGCAGCCCUUUUCUUUGCCCCUUGGAGGCUUCCAGAGGAAGUGACUACUAUGACAGAAACCUGGCACUGUUUGAGGAGGAACUGGACAUCCGCCCAAAGGUGUCAUCUCUUCUGGGCAAGCUUGUCAGCUAUACCAACCUCACCCAGGGCGCCAAGGAACAUGAGGAGGCUGAGAGUGGAGAAGGCUCCCGUCGGAGAGCAGCCAAGGCACCCAGCAUGGGCACACUCAUGGGGGUGUACCUGCCCUGCCUGCAGAAUAUCUUUGGGGUCAUCCUCUUCCUGCGGCUGACCUGGAUGGUGGGCACAGCCGGGGUGCUACAGGCCCUCCUUAUUGUCCUCAUCUGCUGCUGCUGUACACUGCUGACAGCUAUCUCCAUGAGUGCCAUCGCCACCAACGGUGUGGUUCCAGCUGGAGGCUCCUAUUUCAUGAUCUCCCGCUCACUGGGUCCAGAAUUUGGAGGUGCUGUGGGCCUGUGCUUCUAUCUGGGAACAACAUUUGCGGCAGCAAUGUAUAUCCUGGGGGCCAUUGAGAUCUUGCUGACCUACAUUGCUCCACCAGCCGCCAUUUUUUACCCAUCAGGCUCUCAUGACACGUCAAGCGCCACCUUGAAUAAUAUGCGAGUAUAUGGGACCAUUUUUCUGACUUUUAUGACACUGGUGGUAUUUGUUGGUGUCAAGUAUGUGAACAAAUUUGCCUCACUCUUCCUGGCCUGUGUGAUUAUCUCCAUCUUCUCUAUCUAUGCUGGGGGCAUCAAGUCCAUUUUUGACCCUCCCGUGUUUCCAGUGUGCAUGCUGGGUAACAGGACCCUGUCCCGGGACCAGUUUGAUGUCUGCGCCAAGACGGUUGUGUUGGACAAUGAGACAGUGGCCACCCGGCUGUGGAGUUUCUUCUGCCACAGCCCCAACCUUACCACUGACUCCUGUGACCCCUACUUCCUGCUCAACAAUGUGACGGAGAUCCCUGGCAUUCCCGGGGCAGCUGCUGGUGUGCUCCAGGAGAACUUGUGGAGUGCCUACCUGGAGAAGGGCGAGUUCGUGGAGAAGCGAGGUCUGCCCUCCACAGACGCCCUUGGCCUGAAGGAGAGCCUGCCCCUGUAUGUGGUAGCUGAUAUCGCCACAUCCUUCACUGUGCUGGUUGGCAUCUUCUUCCCCUCUGUAACAGGCAUCAUGGCUGGCUCAAACCGCUCCGGGGACCUCCGUGAUGCCCAGAAAUCCAUCCCGGUGGGAACCAUUCUGGCCAUCAUUACAACCUCGCUUGUGUACUUCAGCAGUGUGGUUCUCUUCGGCGCCUGCAUUGAGGGUGUAGUGCUCCGAGACAAGUAUGGCGACGGUGUCAGCAGGAACCUGGUGGUGGGCACAUUGGCCUGGCCUUCGCCCUGGGUCAUCGUUGUUGGCUCUUUCUUCUCAACAUGUGGUGCUGGCCUCCAGAGCCUUACUGGGGCACCUCGUCUAUUGCAGGCCAUUGCCAAGGACAACAUCAUCCCCUUCCUCCGGGUGUUCGGCCAUGGGAAAGCAAAUGGUGAACCGACGUGGGCACUCCUCCUGACUGCACUCAUUGCUGAGCUGGGCAUCCUCAUUGCCUCCCUCGACAUGGUGGCCCCCAUUCUAUCCAUGUUCUUUCUGAUGUGUUACCUAUUUGUGAACCUGGCCUGUGCUGUACAGACACUCCUGAGGACCCCCAACUGGCGGCCCCGGUUCAAAUACUAUCAUUGGGCGCUGUCCUUCCUGGGCAUGAGCCUCUGCCUGGCCCUUAUGUUUGUUUCCUCCUGGUACUAUGCUCUGGUUGCCAUGCUCAUCGCAGGCAUGAUCUACAAGUACAUCGAGUACCAAGGGGCUGAGAAGGAAUGGGGUGAUGGGAUCAGAGGCCUAUCCCUGAGUGCUGCCCGCUAUGCGCUGUUGAGGCUGGAAGAGGGACCUCCUCAUACCAAGAACUGGCGGCCUCAGCUCCUGGUGCUGUUAAAGCUGGAUGAAGACCUUCAUGUGAAGUACCCACGACUCCUCACCUUUGCCUCUCAGCUUAAGGCUGGCAAGGGCCUGACGAUUGUUGGCUCCGUCAUCCAGGGCAGCUUCUUGGAGAGCUAUGGCGAGGCCCAGGCUGCUGAGCAGACAAUCAAGAACAUGAUGGAGAUUGAGAAAGUGAAAGGCUUCUGUCAGGUAGUGGUGGCCAGCAAGGUGCGUGAGGGGCUGGCCCACCUCAUCCAGUCUUGUGGCCUGGGUGGCAUGAGGCAUAACACCGUGGUGCUGGGCUGGCCCUACGGUUGGCGACAGAGUGAGGACCCACGUGCCUGGAAGACCUUUAUUGAUACAGUGCGCUGCACCACAGCUGCCCACUUGGCCCUGCUUGUGCCCAAGAACAUUGCCUUCUACCCCAGCAACCACGAGCGCUACCUGGAGGGCCACAUCGAUGUGUGGUGGAUUGUACAUGACGGUGGCAUGCUCAUGCUUUUGCCCUUCCUGCUGCGCCAACAUAAGGUUUGGAGAAAGUGCAGGAUGCGCAUCUUCACAGUUGCCCAGAUGGAUGACAACAGCAUCCAGAUGAAGAAGGAUCUGGCCAUCUUCCUAUACCACCUCCGCCUUGAGGCAGAGGUGGAGGUGGUGGAGAUGCAUAAUAGCGACAUAUCUGCAUAUACCUAUGAGCGCACACUGAUGAUGGAGCAGCGGUCCCAGAUGCUGCGGCAAAUGAGGCUGACCAAGACUGAAAGGGAGCGUGAAGCCCAACUAGUCAAGGACCGGCACUCAGCCCUGCGGCUGGAGAGCCUAUACUCAGAUGAGGAAGAUGAGUCUGCUGCAGGGGCCGAUAAGAUCCAGAUGACAUGGACCCGGGACAAGUUCAUGACUGAGCCCUGGGACCCCAGCCAUGCCCCUGACAACUUCCGGGAGCUGGUUCACAUUAAGCCAGACCAGUCCAAUGUGCGGCGUAUGCACACUGCUGUGAAGCUCAAUGAAGUCAUUGUCACACGAUCCCAUGAUGCCCGCCUAGUCCUACUGAACAUGCCUGGCCCACCCAAGAACAGUGAAGGUGAUGAGAAUUACAUGGAGUUCCUUGAAGUGCUGACUGAGGGCCUUGAACGGGUGCUGUUGGUGCGUGGUGGUGGUCGUGAAGUCAUUACCAUCUAUUCCUGAGCCCAGUGUGGUCUUUCUUAUGGCCUAGAGUGGGGGUAUCCAAGGCAAUAGCCCCCACCUGAGCACCUACUUGCCAGUUCUGCUUUGCCCAGCCUUGCCUUGGGCCAGCUUUGCUAGGUCUCCUGGGAAACCAGGUCUGGGCCUGGCAACAGAGAUGGAUUUGAGUUCCUGUGGGACCUUGGGAGGUUUAGGGACUUUCCUCUCCAAUACCCCAGUAGGAUGCCCUGGCUAAAGACGACCGGUGGGGGCUGAUGUGGGUUUUAAGGCCCAGCCCAAGAGCACUAUUUAUUGUAUAUUUAUUGUUUGGAUGACACCAUUUGGGAGAAGGGGAAGGGCAGAAAGGGCGGGGGUUGAACUCAUCCUGCUUGCAGGAAGACCUGGCUCAGACUACUGUGGGCAGGGACCCCCAUUAAACCAAGUGGAAUGGAGCUGGCCGAGCUAAGGCCUGACUUUCUUCAAUAAAACAUUGUGUACUUCUGGGCC